Molecule: messenger RNA, 2708 nt
Organism: Dendrobium catenatum
Lineage: Eukaryota; Viridiplantae; Streptophyta; Magnoliopsida; Asparagales; Orchidaceae
Product: pentatricopeptide repeat-containing protein At5g16860-like
Exons: 1
Coding region: 51-2273 (740 amino acids)
Biological process (GO): RNA modification
Molecular function (GO): protein binding; RNA binding
Source: RefSeq, a predicted model, not a curated record
AUGAGUAAUUAAAAUGGAAGACUCGAUGCAUUCAAAGGAAUAAUUUGAUCAUGAUAUCUUUGGCUUCUCUUCAAUUUUUAAAAAAAGCUCAUUAUUUUUCAACCAAAUCUCUUAUCCGCACCAUGCCCUCCUCCACGUGCAUGCAAAUCCUUGAAGAUUGCAUUCUCUUCAAAAACCUUCCUUUGGGUUCCCAAAUCCACUCCAAGAUCAUGGUCUCCGGAUUCGCAUACGAUUCGUUCCUCUCCACCAAACUCAUCACUCUCUACUCUCUUUGCGGUGAUCUCUCGACUGCAUUAACAAUCUUUGAACUCUUCCCAACCUGUAAUGUUUUUCUACUUAAUUCCAUGAUCAGGGGUUACUCGUCGAAUGGCUUAUACCCGGAAGCUAUUAGCCUGUUUCAUAGAAAGCGGAUAGAAGGUCUCUUGCCUGAUUCUUAUACAUUUUCUUGCGUUUUGAAGGCAUGCGCUUUGUUGCUGGACCUUCGCCAAGGUGAGCACCUGCAUCAGCUUGCUGUUGAAAGUGGUUAUGAUGCAGAUACGUUUGUUUCGAACUCUUUGAUUUUUAUGUAUGCGAAGUGUAGCAGUUUGGAAGAAGCCGUGCGUGUGUUCGACAGAAUGCCCCAAAGAGAUGUUGUUUCAUGGAACUCAAUCAUUUCAGCCUACGCAUUGAAUGGUUUUGAUUUAGAUGCUGUAGAAACGUUAAGCGAGAUGAUUGGAAAUGGAUUGAAGCCAGAUCAAGUGACAAUUAUCAGCAUCCUUACCUUUUGUUCUACUAUUGAUAUAGUUGUUCGAGAAAUUCAUGGCUUCGUACUUAGAAAUGGAGUCGAGACUGCUGCUCUCAUGAUUCAGAAUGCUCUGAUUUCUGCUUAUGGAAAGUGCGGUAUGACUGAUGGUGCUCAGAGGAUUUUCAAUGGUUUGGUUUGGAAGGAUAAAGUCACUUGGAAUGCAUUGAUUGCUUCUUUUGCUCAGAAUGGCUUGUUUGAAGAAAGCUUGCAGCUUCUGAGGCACAUGAAAGUCUGUAGAUUGGAUUUGGAUGUUGUUACUUAUAGUGGGAUAAUCUCUUCCUUAACACAAACCAGUCUAUCCAAUGAAGCAAUGGUGGUGUUUCAUGAGUUGUUGAAUGCUGGAUUAAAGCCUGAUGUUGUCGCCAUCGCAAGUGUUCUUCCUUCGAUUUCUGGCUUAGAUUACUGUAAACAAACCCAUGGAUACUCAUUCAGGCAUGGCCUUGAGCCAGACAGAAGGGUUAGGAAUGCUCUUGUUUCAGUCUACAGCAAGUGCGGUUCAAUUGAAUAUGCCAAACAAGUAUUUGAAGCAAUCAAAGACAGAGAUGUGAUAUCAUGGAGCUCAAUGGUUGUGGGAUACUCACAAAACCUCUAUUUUGUUGAAUCACUUGAAACAUUUAGGGAGAUGAUGUUAGCUAAAAUGGAACCAAAUCCGGUUACAAUCACUAGUGCAUUGUCUGCUUGUGCUGGAGCUUCUGGAUUGAGGCUAGGAAAGGAGCUUCAUUUAUGGGCAAUUAAGAAUUCAUUUGAAGGUCAAGCUUUUGUGGGGAGUGCUUUGAUUGAUAUGUAUGCUAAAUGUGGGAGAAUUAAAAACUCUAGAACAGUGUUUGAUUUGAUGAAUGACAGGAACUUAGUCAGUUGGAACUCAAUGAUAGGAGGUUAUGCAAUCCAUGGGCUAGCUCACAGUGCUCUUGAAAUCUUCGAAAUGGUCACAAAACCAGAUGAUGUAAGCUUCAUUGCAGCGCUCUCAGCAUGUAGCCAUGGAGGACUGGUUGAGGAAGGGAUUGCAAUUUUUAGCAGAAUGAAGGAAUUCAAAUUGACUCCAAGAGAAAGCCACUAUGCGUGUAUGGUUGAUUUGUUAGCGCGCUCCGGAAGGAUAGAACAAGCUCUCGCCUUAGUAAGGACAAUAAUGCCGGCACAAGCCAGUGUUGAAAUCUGGGGAGUUUUGCUUGGGGCUUGCAAGGUGCACUCUAAUUUCGAGAUUGGAGUCUAUACCGGGGAGCAUAUAAUUGAAUCCGGGAGUGCGAAUUCUGGAUAUUAUGUGCUAUUUUCGAAUGUAUUGGCGAAUUUUGGGAGGUGGGGAGAUGUCGAGAAGAUGAGGAGGAGAAUGAAGGAGAAGGGAGUGAGGAAAGGUAGUGGGUUUAGCUGGAUAGAAGUGAACAAAAGAGUACAUUCUUUUGUUGCAAAGGACAGAACGCAUCAUCCAGAGUGGGAGAGUUUGUUCAAGGUGUUAAAAUUCUUGGGUGAGCAAAUGAAAGGAAUGUAUUGUUAGAAGCUUUGUAUAUAUUUUUGCUAUUGUUCGUUCUUGAAGGCAUAGAGAAGUACUGAGUAAUUUGUGUACCAACUUGAGAAAAGUACUGUUUUUUAAAGGGAAGCAAAAUGCAAUAUGCAGUGCUGUGGAAUACACAAGUUGCACCUGAUUGAAAUCAGCUAAAGAUGUCUCUGCCUAGGCUUCAAGAGUUGAACCGCCCUUUGCCAACUCCAUCCCACCAAUGUGUGCAUUGGCCAAGGCUCGGAUGUUCAAAGUGGUUCGUUGUACCAUCAGUGUGGUUGGCUUAAACAACAAGAGAGGUAGAUAAAAGCUUUGAUUAAAAGUGCUUUCCCUGAGAUUAAAAUCUGCUGCCAGCCAUUAGUUAGGAAUCACAAGUCUGGACCUCGAGUGAUCCAUUGUAUGAAAUAUUUUAUUUGUAGAUAUUUUAAAAGUAAA